AUGGCCUCUAUUCUAAAUCAAACCCAGGAGUUGCAAGAAUCUUCCAAGGUUCUUGGGCAUGUAAGAUGUGAAGGCCACUUUAUAUUCCCCGGAGAAAGUAGUCUGUCAGAUGGUUUGAGGGCUGUUUUCUAUUUUCUCGGUCUUGCCUACUGCUUUAUCGGCUUGUCAGCGAUCACUGCACGGUUCUUCAAGUCUAUGGAGAAUGUCGUCAAACACUCGCGUAAAGUGGUUUCGAUCGACCCCGUUACUAACGCUGAAGUCAUCACAUACAGGAAAGUUUGGAACUUUACUAUUGCAGACAUCAGUUUGUUGGCCUUUGGAACCAGCUUCCCUCAGAUUUCUCUGGCUACCAUUGAUGCAAUACGGAACAUCGGGGAGCGUUAUGCUGGAGGUCUUGGUCCUGGAACACUUGUUGGAUCAGCUGCAUUUGAUCUUUUCCCCAUCCAUGCUGUUUGUGUUGUGAUGCCAAAAGCUGGAGAACUGAAAAAGAUAUCCGACUUGGGCGUUUGGCUUGUCGAGCUGGUUUGGUCUUUUUGGGCUUACAUUUGGCUAUACAUUAUCCUCGAGGUCUGGUCACCAAAUGUAAUUACGCUCGUGGAGGCACUAUUGACAGUAGUGCAAUACGGAUUACUUCUCAUUCAUGCGUAUGCGCAAGACAAGAGAUGGCCUUACUUAUCUCUACCAAUGUCAAGAGGCGAUAGACCAGAAGAGUGGGUUCCAGAAGAGAUUGAUCCUUCGAAAGAUGACAAUGAUGUUCAUGACGUGUAUUCGGAUGCCACUCAAGACGCUGUUGAAUCAGGAAUCAGAAACAUUGUCGAUAUCUUCUCUAUUCAUUCUGCUAACAAUGAUGCAGGGAUCACCUAUCAUACAGUGGCAGAUACUCCACCCGGAUCUUCGACUAAGAGGGGUAAGCCGAAGAAUUCUACUGUUUUUGACAUUUGGAAGCAUCAGUUCGUGGAUGCAAUUACGUUGGAAACCUCAGAAUCAAAGAAAGUUGAUAGCAUUUAUCUUCGAAUUGCGAAAUCAUUUUGGCAAUUACUCCUUACUCCUUGGAAAAUUCUUUUUGCAUUCGUGCCUCCUUGCAACAUCGCUCACGGUUGGAUCGCUUUCAUCUGCUCUCUUAUCUUCAUCAGCGGAGUCGCCUUCGUCGUCACAAGACUUACCGACCUUAUAAGCUGUGUCACUGGAAUAAACCCAUAUGUGAUAGCAUUCACAGCACUCGCAGCUGGAACUUCGUGGCCAGAUUUAGUAGCAAGUAAAAUCGCUGCAGAGCGACAACUAACCGCAGACUCAGCCAUUGCAAACAUCACCUGCAGGCUGAUUAUAGGAGCUGAGCUUGGAGGUCCAAGGCUGUGGGCUUGGCUUACCUCUGCAUAUUUCAUGAUGCUUUGGCUCGUCUUUGUUGUUCUUUCUUCUUUGAAAGUUUCAGGCGUCAUAUAG
Messenger RNA from Thlaspi arvense, 1440 nucleotides. The record is from the annotation of a GenBank genome assembly. NCBI's taxonomy places the organism in Eukaryota, Viridiplantae, Streptophyta, Magnoliopsida, Brassicales, Brassicaceae.